AUGACCUCAAGACGAUCACUGAAGAUUGGAUUAAUCGAAUCAAAAAGCAAUAUCAAAUCAAUCAAUCCACAACCACAACCACUUUCACCUUCAUCUCAAGCUCUUUGGAAUUCAUUUGAACCCGUUGCCAAUCAACUUAUCUCAAUCUAUGGUGCAUUUUACAAUAGGUCUCACAAUCUAGAAUCAGCUAAGAGAUGGGAAGCUCUUCGGGCACAAGGUUACAAACCUGCUAAACGAUCUCCACUCGAUUUAAGGUGGUGGGAAGAAGAACGUCGAAGAGGUAGGGUUCAACCAGAUCAUCAAAUCAGUUGGCCUCUUCAAGCUGCUCGCUCAGGUCGACAACGUACAAAACCUUUGACGCAAAGGUCUUUCAGCUCCAUUACUUCAUCAAAGCUGAAUGAUGUCUCAGGCUCGAAAAUUUCAACGACUAUGAUUCGUAAGGGUUCUCCCGAUAUUUUGGAUCUUGCCAGGAGUGCCACCGAAUUUGGUUUACCAGAUUUUGACUAUGGUGGUCUGGAUUCUGAUUCGAUUGGGGAUUCAAUUCCCUUGGUUCGAAAGCCUGGCGCGAAAGGAAUCUCUGGUUUACAACCUGGUAGCUUUAUCGAAUUACGUAGAGCUAAUCAAUCUGAGAUGGGUAUCGUAGUGAGUAUCAUUGGAAAUGAAGUAGUAUACGUUAAUCGAUCAGGUGAAAUUCGACUCAACAGUUUAGACAAUGUGAUGUACACCAUGCACAACAUUGUGGAUAGUUCAAUUGCCAAGAAAGCUGCCGAUGCUGAAAACGUGUUGGGAUCAAUUACUACUUCCGUCUUGUCGACAUCGCAAAGUGAAUUGGAAUCAGAUCCAUUGGACGAAAAGGCUGUCGCAAUCACAGAGGCUCGCAAACAUUGCUGUCGAACCUUACGAGUGACUGAAGCUAAACUUGAUCGAUGUCAUGCUAUCUUGACCAAAGCUGGUUCUUAUGACCUUUAUAAUCACUUCAAACAUCCUGAUCGAACAAAGACAGCUCGACUUUCCACUGAGCAGGCCCUUCGGUUCUUAUUAGGAAGACAGCAUUCUCAAGAUGAACUCAUGCUCUUUGCUCUUCAUCAACAGCUGAUGGCCAAUUCCGACUUGUUCAUCGCCAAUGCGCGUGAUAUGCGCGAUCAUUCAGCCUUUUCUUUACAAUCCGAGGAUACCCUUGAGGCUUUGUACACGGUUCGAGAUUGGGUAGCAAGCGAUUCGACUGAGCUAAAGUCAUUUGUUGAAAAAGCUCGGCAUGUCAUCAACACCAAGCGUAGUUUACAGGAUCCUUCAGAAACUUCCAAUCCUCUCCGCCCUGUCACUGAUCUAUGUUCUGCCUGGACGGCUUCCGAUCUUCUGAUCAUCAAAGUUUUUCGUACGAUUGCAAUCACUGAACGUAUGAUUCAAGAUCAACCUUUGAGCACUAUCGUGGCGGCGAUUUUGAAGAAGAUUGGACUUUAUGAUAAGCAGGCGAUGAUAAAGACCUGGCCUGCGCUCACCUUUGAUAGGUUUGGAGCUAUUGUCUUAUUACGUGACAUCGGAGUAUUGCUACCCUGGCAGAGUGUGGGGCUUUGGGAUCCAAGUCUAGAUAUCGAGUCACGAUAUCGUACCUACACCACUGCCAAGGCAAACCCAAAGAAUCGUGAUUUAUCUGGUACAACACCAAAGCGAACAUCUAUGAAUAGGACGCGAAGUCCUACAUUAGCAGUUGACCCGUCUGAUGUCUUGCGACAUGAUUUUGGAGACUUACCGGUGUAUAUAAUUGAUGAUCCUAAUGCUGAAGAACUUGAUGAUGGCGUUUCAAUUGAGCUAGUUGAAAGCUCGUCUGAUAACCCCCAGGCUUGGGUGCAUGUUCAUAUCGCUGACCCGACCACUUCUCUAGAUCCAUCCCAUUCAAUAGCUUUAGAAGCUCGAAAAUACUUGGAAACGCUCUAUAUGCCUGGUUUCACUUUACCCAUGCUACCUGCUGGCUUCAUCAAAACCAAUAAACUAAGCUUAGGCGUUGCUGGUGGACAACGUACACUGACCUUCAGUGCUCUCCUUGACAAAGCUGGCAAUAUAAUUCAAUACAAGAUCCGCCCAGGUUGGAUCAAUUGUACUAAACAGACUACCUACGAUGUGGUCACUACUAUUCUCGAUGGGAAACCGCCAUCACCUCAGCCAAAGCUUACCAUUGGUCAACCUCCAGAAUGCAACCCUAUGGAUGCUCGCCCAACCCUCAGUUUGGAACAACUCGAUGCUGAUGAUCACUCACGACUCAAAAAUCUUGCUACCUUUGCAUCAGCACUGACUCGUCGCCGUGUAGCUGAUGGAGCGCUCGGUUGGAACUUACCCACUCCGUCUGUUACGCUCCAUUCGAAUCCGAGUGUCCAACCUGUCUUUGGCAUCGCACCAUCCCCACAGCUCUCAACUGGCACACCAGCAGUGACAGUAUACCUACCAAGACCGAUCAUGGAUCAUCGAACUCACCAAUGGGGUACUAGUUCGGCCCAACAACUAGUUACCGAAUUCAUGAUUCUCGCUGGUCGAUUAGCAGGUCGACUUCAGAGCGAGAUCAAUUCUGAAUGGUUUCUACUGCCAUUUCGAACUCAAGCACCACCGGAGCAAGCCGAUUCAUUAGGCAACCUAGAAGCCUUGAGACUCCUUCGUCAACAAAUCUCACCCAUCACAGGAGUAGUGAGCCCAUUCAUCUUUCAAAAAGCUAAAGUGAAAUUAUUACCAGCCAUGCAUAAUUUGAAACCUCAUGUACAUUCACCAUUAGGAAUUUCAGAUGAGUAUGGAUAUUGUAAAGUGACUAGUCCAUUAAGAAGGUAUAGUGAUUUAAUUUCACAUUGGCAAAUCAAAAGAGCUUUACUUCGAUCAAAAGGAUUAAAAGAAUAUGAUGAUCAUCAAGAAGUUUUGAGUGAGAAAAGUAUGAUGGGAUUGAUUGAUAGAAUUGAUAGAGAAAUUAAACCGUUUCAAAUGUUAGAAAAGAAAUUAAAUCGAAGUUGGAUUAGUUAUCUGAUUGAAAGACUUUCGAUUCAAGAUCAUCAUGAAUUCAAAUUAAGAGGAGUGAUUAUGUCUGAAGCCAUCUUGGUUAGGUUUACAAAUCGUUGGACUAUGAAAGUUUAUUUAAUCGAAUUAGGUAUUAAAGCUUCUUUAGUGAUUAAAGAAAGAGAAGAUUGGUUUGGAGAAGUAGAAGAGGGGAAAAAUUUGAUUGGAUUAUGUUUACCUGUGAAGAUUGUACAUGUUAAUGGAGAUGAUCAUUUGGUUGUUGAAGUUGUAAAGGAAAGGAUGAAUGAGAUGAUGAUGAUGGUUUAGAAGAAUUGAUGAUGUUUUCAUUUUUUUGGCCAAAAUGGCUGUUUUUAAAGAUCAUGGGCAUAUUGAAUGGUAAUCUGUUCAACCUUGUUGAGUCAUUUGUCAUGAAACUCUUACUUUUUUUUGAUCCAUCAUCUGUGAUCGAGUUGCAUAGAGGUAUCAAAAUAAUCUAAUCAUGAUUUGAACCCAAU
Melampsora larici-populina 98AG31 is the source of this 3488-nucleotide messenger RNA. RefSeq lists its product as uncharacterized. The transcript is spliced from 2 exons. Gene Ontology annotation, biological process: mRNA catabolic process. Gene Ontology annotation, molecular function: 3'-5'-RNA exonuclease activity; RNA binding. The record is from RefSeq and is a predicted model, not a curated record. The coding region runs from base 1 to 3300 and encodes 1099 amino acids. Gene Ontology annotation, cellular component: P-body; exosome (RNase complex). NCBI's taxonomy places the organism in Eukaryota, Fungi, Basidiomycota, Pucciniomycetes, Pucciniales, Melampsoraceae.